AUGAAAACAAUUGUUCGUCUGUCGACGUUCACCCAGACGCGCGUUAGAUGCGUGGCCAAAGACGUUAACGCCUGUGCGGUAACGGGGGUUGUUACUCGGAUGAGAAAAGUUUGUGUUGGGAAAAUACGUGGAAAUUUUGCUGUGCUGGGUAUAACUAGAGAUGUUUACAGAGAUUCUGCAAGAGGAUACUCUCAAUAUGACAUAUGCAGAGGAGACAGAAACUAUUCCCGUUUUUCCUCUUCUGAUUUUUACGCCAGUCCUGGGUUGGAAGACUUCCCCACUUCUGGAACAGAGGAGGAUACAGACUCAGCUAUCUUAUAUGGAACUUUGAGAGGAAGUGUUGUUGGAUUACGUUACUACACAGGGAUUGUUAAUAACAAUGAAAUGGUUGCGCUUCAGAGGGAGCCUAAUAAUCCUUAUGAUAAAAAUGCUGUGAAAGUAAAUAAUGUGAAUGGAGACCAGGUAGGUCAUAUAAAAAAGGAACUAGCGGCAGCGUUGGCAGGCAUUAUGGACAACAAACUAGCAUUAGUUGAAGGGGUUGUCCCAUACGGAGCAAAAAAUGCCUUUACCAUGCCUGUACAAAUGAGCUUUUGGGGAAGGGAAGAAAACAAGGAAGCAGUGCUAGAUCAACUAAAAAGGCACGGAUUUAAACUGGCUCCUCCUCUGAAAGGUUCAGAAUGUGGAUUUGGAUCAAAGUGGAUUUCUGGGAGAGCUGGUCCAAGUUACAGUGCUCCAGUUCAUGUUGCUGUGCAGUUGACAGCUGAACAGCUUAAAAGUGAAUUUGACAAAUUGUUUGAGGAUCUGAAGGAAGAUGAUAAAACUUGUGAAAUGGAAGGAGCAGAGGCUGUUGGCACACUCUUGCUUCCCCAUCAGAAGCAGGCUUUAGCUUGGAUGGUUUCACGUGAAAACAGUAAUGAUUUGCCACCAUUUUGGGAAGAGAGAAGUAACUUCUAUUACAAUACACUUACAAAUUUUGCAGAAAAGCAGCGACCUAAAAAUGUUCUUGGAGGAAUACUGGCUGAUGAUAUGGGACUGGGUAAAACGCUUACUACUAUUGCGUUGAUUCUCACGAAUUUUCAAGAUGGCAAGCCUCUUCCUGUUGAAAAGAUCACAAGUGAUAAAUUUUAUGAGGGAUCUGGUACUAGCAGCAUGAACAACGUUGGACGCAGACUAUACUACACCAGUGUGAUGGAGACUGGCAUUUCUAAUGUAAAAAAGCUUGAAACUGCUCCGCUGAAAUACUCAAGUUGUCUUCCGAAAAGAGAUAAAGCCAAGAAACCCAGAUAUUCAGGAAGCAGUGACUUGGGAGAGUCUGAAGAAUGGCUACUGCAACAAACAGAAACGACUUCCUGUGUUAUCCAAGAAGACACAGGCUCUGCAUCUGUUCUUCUACCUUCAUCUACUUUUUUAAAAGGACGAACAAAGAGAAAAGGUACCACUAGUAUUCAGUCAGUUGAGAAGAAAUGUUCUGAUGAUGGCCCCAGAGCAACACUGAUUGUAUGUCCAUUGUCUGUCCUAAGCAGUUGGAUUGACCAGUUUGAACAACAUAUCCACCAAGAUUUUAAUGUAAAUAUUUAUGUUUAUUAUGGCUCUGACCGUAGCAAAGACCCAUCAGUUCUUUCAGAACAAGACGUUGUACUGACAACAUACAACAUCUUAGCUACUGAUUAUGGAAUUGGAGGUGACAGCCCUUUACACAAAGUCAAGUGGCUGAGAAUUGUGUUGGAUGAGGGGCACACUAUACGAAAUCCAAAUGCUCAGCAGACUAAAGCUGCCUUAAAUCUGGAGGGACACAGAAGAUGGGUACUUACAGGCACUCCUAUUCAGAAUUCUGUAAAGGAUUUGUGGUCUCUUAUUUCCUUCUUAAAACUGAAACCUUUUACUGAUCGAGAGUGGUGGCACAGAACAAUUCAGCGUCCAGUCACAAUGGGAGCUCCUGGAGGACUUGGGCGCUUACAGUCUCUGAUUAGGAGUAUUACCCUUAGGAGAACUAAAAGAAGUAAUGUUAAAGGAAAACCCAUUUUGGAGUUACCAGAACGUAAAGUACUUAUUCAGCAUGUUACGCUUACAGAGGAAGAGAGACAAAUCUAUCAGUCUGUGAAGAAGGAGGGCAGAGCUGCUAUCAGCAGAUUUUUCAGUGAAGGGACUGUACUAGCUCACUAUGCUGACAUCCUUGGUGUCCUGCUCAGAUUGAGGCAGCUUUGUUGUCAUCCUCGUCUUUGUAGAAAUACAUCAUCUUCUAGUUUUUCAGCUGAUAAUAAAACUUCUGAAGAACUGCGUGAGUCAUUAGUGAGUAAAAUGAAGUUGGUUCUGAGCUCUGGUUCAGAUGAAGAAUGUGCAGUUUGCUUGGAAUCGCUGACUCUUCCUGUGAUAACACACUGUGCACAUGUGUUUUGUAAGCCAUGUAUUUUUGAAGUCAUCAGAAGUGAACAGCCAAAUGCCAGAUGCCCUCUCUGUAGGAAUGAGCUGAGAGUAGAGCACUUGGUGGAAUGUCCCCUAGAAGAUGAAAUAGACUCUAAUAAAGAAAAGAAGUCUGAUCAGGAGUGGAUAUCCAGUUCAAAGAUAAAUGCUCUUAUGCAUGCUUUGAUAGAACUACGGAGGGAUAAUCCAACUGCUAAAUGUCUGGUUGUUUCUCAGUUCACAACUUUCUUGUCGCUGAUAGAAAAUCCCUUGAAAGAAUCAGGGUUUGCCUUUACUCGUUUGGAUGGGUCAAUGGCACAGAAGAAAAGAGUAGAAGCAAUUCAGUGUUUCCAAAGCAGCCAAGCAGGAUCCCCAACUGUAAUGCUUUUGUCUCUGAAGGCAGGUGGAGUUGGAUUAAAUCUGACAGCAGCUUCCCGAGUGUUUUUAAUGGAUCCUGCUUGGAAUCCUGCUGCAGAAGACCAGUGUUUUGACAGGUGUCACAGGCUGGGUCAGAAGCAUAAUGUUGUUAUUACUAAGUUCAUUGUGAAGGAUUCAGUAGAAGAAAAUAUGCUGAAAAUUCAGAACAAGAAGAGGGAACUUGCAGCAGGAGCCUUGGCUACCAAAAAGCCUUCAGCAAGUGAAGUCAAACAAACCAAAAUUAAUGAAAUUAAGGCUCUAAUUGAUUUAUAG
Leptosomus discolor (cuckoo roller) is the source of this 3090-nucleotide messenger RNA. Lineage: Eukaryota; Metazoa; Chordata; Aves; Leptosomiformes; Leptosomidae. The record is from RefSeq and is a predicted model, not a curated record.